Molecule: messenger RNA, 2501 nt
Organism: Cottoperca gobio
Lineage: Eukaryota; Metazoa; Chordata; Actinopteri; Perciformes; Bovichtidae
Gene: rab18a
Product: RAB18A, member RAS oncogene family
Exons: 8
Coding region: 155-769 (204 amino acids)
Molecular function (GO): GTPase activity; GTP binding
Source: RefSeq, a predicted model, not a curated record
AGUGAGGCGUCUUCUUCAUGGUCUUCUUACCAAGACGUCAACUAUUAUCUCUGUAGCAAGCUGUAAACAGGAACGUAAGUUACCUAGGAACGUCGUUUUAAACAGGCUGUUGUAGCCGUUUAUCGAUAGUAACACAGCUCACUGUACAAGGAAAAUGGAAGACGAUACACUAACGACGCUGAAAAUAUUGAUAAUAGGAGAAAGUGGUGUUGGGAAGUCCAGCCUCCUUUUGAGAUUCACAGAUGACACAUUUGACCCAGAGCAAUCAGCAACAAUAGGUGUUGACUUCAAAGUGAAGACCAUUACUGUGGACGGUAACAAGGCAAAACUGGCGAUAUGGGACACUGCAGGACAGGAGCGCUUCCGAACCCUGACGCCCAGUUACUACCGCGGUGCCCAGGGAGUCAUCCUGGUUUAUGAUGUCACGCGGCGGGAAACCUUUACCAAGCUUGACAACUGGCUCAAUGAGCUUGAGACCUACUGCACGAGGAACGACCUCGUGAAAAUGCUUGUGGGAAAUAAAAUCGAUAAGGAAAACCACGAGCUAGACAGGGCAGAAGGGCUGAAGUUUGCAAGAAAACAUUCCAUGCUUUUUAUAGAGGCGAGUGCUAAGACUCGAGACGGUGUUCAGUGUGCAUUUGAGGAGCUGGUGGAGAAGAUCAUCCAGACGCCCGGCUUGUGGCAGAGCGAGAGCCACGGCCGAGGAGUCCAGCUCAGCGACGAAGACGCGGGAGGUGGAAGCUGCGGCGGCUACUGCUCCCUGGUCUAGACAACACACGCAUACAUUCACACACACACACACACACACGUUUAAACAUGCAUGUGAAUGCCAAACACAGUGCCACACAAGCAUACACCCCCUCCCUCCCCAUCUCCCACUGGGUGCUGUCCUGAGCUGAGCUCCCUCCUCAGACAUGAAGGCAGUGGAGGUCCGACUGACUCCCCACACAGACACUACUUUUUUGCACACUUUCUAAUAAUAACAGCGCUGCCUAAAAAAAAAAACCCCGCAAAAGCAGCUCAGCCUUCCUCUUAAUGGAAUUUGAGUGAGUUUUUCUCUCCUCUCUUUUGUUUUGAGUUACAGAUAUAGUUGUUGUUUUUUUAAGUUUCGGAUCCUUGGUCAAAAUAUGAAAUCAUUCUCACAGUGUAGGGAAAUGAGUCCAAAAGUACAAACCAAAGUGUGUGUGUGUCAGGCAUAUGGCUAAAUGUCUGAAGUAUGAUAAUGAGAAUGGAAACACAGUUUUGACCAAGGGUUUGUUUUCUUGUCUCCAGCAUGCUUAUUGUCCUCGGAGCAGCCUUAGUAAGCACAUCUGUAUCAAUGCAGGGCCGACUUUCCUCCAGCGUUUGUCUUUUUCCUUUGAUCCUGAUCCUGCCCCCAGACUCUAUGAACAUUAUGCUGCUGCUUAUGGAGAAGCUUAUCAAGCCAAGCCAUCUUGUUUUCCAUCGCACCACUCUCAGUCAAAGGCUUGGAUCAUGUGUCUCUGUUGUCCACACAACUGCCUCAUUUCUUCAGAAUAUAAUAGAGUUACCAACUGUCUGGAAUGACGCUUUACUACUUUUUAUUGACUUGGACUUCAAAACUUUUGGUGUGUUUUUGAAGAGUGCAUAAAUCAAAGAGAUUGGCGGCACCAGCAAGCUUUCCACUGGGUGCCGAAGAAGAGGGAACCUCUUUAAAAUUGCACGCCUUUGUUGUAACGAGUCGCUUUUAAUGGAGUGCGACCUACUGGCACUCCCUCACUCAGACAGAUAAUAUCAGUAAUAACACUCUCACUACUAUGGUUUUUCAUAUAGAUCCCUUUGACUGGACAGAGACAAAGGAAAAGUGUUCAAUAUUAGACGGGGCAGUGAGUCAUAAGGGUGUUUCCACUGAAUUUGGAAAAUCAAAGCAAAAGCUGUGUGCUCCACAUCGCUAAUGGAUUUCACAGUACUCCUAUCUCCUGUGUUUGUAUCCUAGAAGCAGUUAUAAUACGUACUGUACCCCCCCCCCCCCCCCCACCUCUGACCAUGUUUGUAGUAUUCGAGUGCUGACGCGUGUUCUGGGAAAUGUAGUCCUGAGAGUUCGAUCUUGUAACAGGGAUGGUGAAAAUGACAUGGAUUCAAGCAUGUCUUAUCACAAAUGGAAUUAUUUUGAAUUAUCUUUUUAAUUGCAUGGGAAACUCUGCGUGCCAUUUAUUUGUGUUCGUUUGUCCGGCGAAUGGCCUUUUUAUGGCUUUUAACUAUAAACACUUUAACUUAUAUUUAGCUGAAAAUAAAACGUUGCAUAGCGUUUUAAUUUAAUGGUAUAAUUAAACAAAAGGAAGUAGGCUUUUACUUAUUUAACUGGUAUAGCUGUCUUUUUUUGUCUUAAGAAAUAUGUUGAAACAUGUAUACCUUGUAAAUUGUGUGUAUAUGUAGGAAUUUGGUGGGAGAAGUUCUAUAUGAAUUGUAAAGCUGAAUGUAUACAUAUUUCACUACAACCCGGCCUAUGUAUUCAACUGAAUAAAAUUCUUUUUUUUAAUUAA